GUUGUGGUGGGCUCUUAAAAAAUUGAGAACUUUACCGCUUGAUAUACAGGGGAGGAUUAUCUAUUGGAGCUGCAAUGUCGAUUGCCAGUGUGGCUCUUACUCCUGUUUAUGAAGAUUAUUGGAACUUUCCUGGUCAUGUCUUGGGUAGAAAUGGGGCUUUUUCAAAUGAAUCCAUCGUAAUUUUCCUUGCAAUUGGAGGGUCUGUGAUACCUAUGCAGGUAAUGGGGUCUGAUUCUAUUGCUUCUGUAAAGCUCAGGAUACAGAACCGUAAGGGAUUUUUUGUGAAGAAUCAGAAACUUGUUUUUGAUGGGAAAGAAUUAUCGCGGAAUAAUUCCCGUGUUCAGGACUAUGGGGUCACUGAUGGGAAUGUGUUGCAUUUGGUCCUUAGGCUAUCAGAUCUCCAGGCGAUUACUGUUAGAACUGUUUGUGGGAAAGAGUUUGAGUUCCAUGUUGGACGAAAGAGAAAUGUGGGCUAUGUGAAACAGCAGAUUGCUAGAAGCGGGAAUGAAUUUCUCGAUCUCAAGGAUCAGGAGUUAGUAUGUGAUGGUGAGGAACUAGAAGAUCAGAGGCUCAUUGAUGAUAUUUGUAAGACCAAUGAAGCAGUAAUACACUUGCUUGUCCGUAAGUCAGCAAAAGUUAGAGCUAAGCCUGUUGGAAAAGAUUUUGAAGUCUCGAUUGUUGCAUCAGAAGUAGAUAAGAGUAGGAGGGCUGACUCAGUAGAUGAGAGAAGUUCUGAGGUGGAAUCAUUAGUUGAGAAACUUCCAGUUGCUGCCAUAAGGCCUUUGGAGAAAGAAUUCUUUUUGGAACCACUAGUAGUCAAUCCAAAUAUUAGGCUAUCAUCUGUGAUUAAGCAACUUGUUGAUGCCACUUACCAUGGACUGGAGAAGGGUAAUCCACCGAUUAUGUCGUCUGAGGGGUCAGGGGGUGUUUAUUUCAUGCAAGAUUCAUCUGGUCAGAAGUAUAUUUCUGUAUUUAAGCCAGUUGAUGAGGAACCCAUGGCUGUAAACAACCCUAGAGGGGUUCCCUUGUCCGUCAAUGGUGAAGGGUUGAAAAAAGGGACACGAGUUGGUGAAGGGGCUGUAAGGGAAGUUGCAGCAUACAUCUUGGAUCAUCCAAAGGGUGGACAGUGCUCGUAUCUUAAGAAUGAGAAAGGCUUUGCUGGCGUUCCCCCAACUGUGAUUGUCAAGUGUCAACAUGAAGCAUUCAAUUAUUCUGAGGGCUUUCACCCAUCCUAUAAGAAUACUAAGGUUGGAUCACUCCAAUUGUUCAUGGAGAACUGCGGCAGUUGUGAGGACAUGGGGCCCCGUAAUUAUCCUGUGGAUGAAGUACACAAGAUUUGUGUUCUGGAUAUUAGGUUAGCAAAUGCAGACAGGCAUGCUGGCAACAUCUUGGUUUGCAAAGAUUCCGAAGAAGGUCGGAUUAACCUCAUUCCAAUUGAUCAUGGCUACUGCUUGCCUGAAAAUUUCAAAGACUGCACCUUUGAUUGGCUUAAUUGGCCUCAAGCACGCCAACCGUUUUCGCCAGAGAUAAUUGCCUACAUAAACUCGCUCGACGCUGAGAAAGAUAAUGAACUUUUGAGGCUGCAUGGAUGGGAACUUCCAUUUGAUUGCGCGCGCAUCCUUCGCAUCUCCACCAUGCUGUUGAAAAAAGGUGCAGGGAGAGGGCUUAAUGCAUUUCAAAUUGGAAACAUCAUGUGCAGGGAAACACUGAAGAAGAAAUCGGUUAUUGAGCAAAUUGUCCGAGAAGCACAAGAAGCUGUGCUUCCUGGAAUGAGCGAUGCUGCAUUCCUCGAGUCGGUGUCAUUGAUCAUGGAUCGUUACCUUGAUGCCAUGUCUGCAAGUAAAUAUGUAGGUAGGUAGAAUGUACGUAGAAUAUUGUGACUGGUCGGAUGGAGGAUGGACGGCCAAGGAUGUUGCUUAAUCUCUAUCCCUCCUGGGUAGUCCUACAUCGCGACCCUAUGACUUUGUUGCGCUUAACUCCGCUCUUUUGAGCAUUAUGACUGUUGAAACUGAGAAUUGAAAGCAUCGCUUUCCUCGUAAAAGUGUUACCUGAUACCAUGGUCUCGUCAAAUCUCUGUUCUUUCUUCGUGUUUAUCUCUAGUUUUGUUCUUUUGCGUUUUUUCC
This is a messenger RNA of Coffea eugenioides, 2123 nucleotides long. RefSeq names its product phosphatidylinositol 4-kinase gamma 3. The transcript is spliced from 2 exons. NCBI's taxonomy places the organism in Eukaryota, Viridiplantae, Streptophyta, Magnoliopsida, Gentianales, Rubiaceae. Gene Ontology annotation, molecular function: protein binding. The record is from RefSeq and is a predicted model, not a curated record. Bases 75 to 1859 code for a protein of 594 amino acids.